UUCAGAGGAGCGGACCUUACGCAAUAGAUUUUCUCUUCUUUCUUACCAGUGGCUCUGAUUUAUUUUAAUUUUUUACCUCUUUAAAUCGGUGCAGAGAAACUCCUGCUUUUUGAGCUCAGAAAGUGUCUUUUGACCAGGUUGUAGAAAUAUCUCAGCUUUUGAUCUACUGCCUAAAAUGAGAGGAGCGUUCCACGUUUUAGUCUUUGUCUUCUUUGCCUUUGCAUGUUUCAUCAGGGCGAAGAAGAUGCGCUGGUGCACCAUCUCAGAUCCUGAACACAGGAAGUGUGCAGAGCUGGCCAAAGCUCUGGUGGCAGUGUUGCCACCGGCUGCAGUAGCAGCUUUUGCCAGGCUGUCGUGCGUACAAGCAUCCAGCACAGCGGACUGCAUCGAUAAAAUCAAGGCUAACCGUGCAGAUAUAGUGGCAUUGGAUGCAGGAGAGGUUUAUUCUGCUGUGAAGCAGUUUGAUCUUGUUGCUAUUGCUAAGGAGGUCUACAAUGAUGGUAGCUGCAUCCUAUCUGUUGCUGUGGUAACAAACAGGAGCUUAGACAUACGGUCACUGCAAGGCCUCAGGAGCUGUCAUAGCGGGGCUCGAUGGACCACAGGAUGGAGCCUCCCACUCGGGUUUCUACUAUCCAGGAACUAUCUAAGCUGGAGCAAAGAGAAUCCUCUCAGCCUGGAUGUUGGUUCUUUUUUCAGAGCUAGCUGUGUUCCUGGAGCUGCCACUAUGGCGCCACAUCUGUGCACUCUGUGCCAAGGCCAAAGGUCCUAUGUACGCCAGAAGAAUUUCUUUUGUGAGACGUCACACAAUGAGCCCUUCUACAACAACCAGGGAGCCCUCAGAUGUCUCCGGAGAGGUGCAGGUGAUGUUGCUUUUGUGGACCAUUUAUCUCUGGAAAGUAUUGAUGAGAGUGAGCGGGACAAUUUCCGGUUACUGUGUCCCGAUGGCACGCAGGCCCCUCUGAGCCACUACAGAAGCUGUAAUCUGGGCCGUGGUCCAGGAGGAGGAAUGGUCACCAGACGCAAUUUUCGCAAAGUUGUCCGAAAAUUUGUCUCAACUAUGCAGAUGCAGUUUGGUCAACAAGGAAAAGAGAGGCAGCGCUUCCAACUUUUCAACUCAUCUCUUUCCGGGGAGUCAGACCUCCUCUUUCGAGAUGUGACAGACAAACUGGUUGUUCUGCCGGAUGACAUGGACGUUAGCCAGAUGAUGGGGCUGGAUUAUGUUUCACUCCUUAAAGGCCUCGGCCAUGAAGGAAGCUCCCUGCAGGACAGUGUUGUGCGGUGGUGCUGCAUCAGCCAUGCAGAGCAGAAGAAAUGCGAGCAGUGGGCUCUAAGCAUAAAGUCCGACCCAUUGGUGUGUGUGAGGGCUUCAUCAAUGCAGGACUGUAUUGAAAAAAUCAAGAGGGACGAAGUGGACGCAGCCUCGCUGGAUGCAACACACACAUUCAUCGCAGGAAAAUGCGGCCUUGUUCCAGUUGUCACAGAGUACUAUGGAACUGAAUGUGUCCCUGCUGAAGGAUCGACUCACCUGGAGACUGAUGUGUUUCCCUCAGUUGUGGGCGUAGCCUUAGCGAAGCUUUCCAGCAGGAACGUCUUCAUGGGGAAUCUAGGAGGCCGCCGCUCCUGUCAUGGACACAUGUACAGCCCUGCAGGCUGGCUGCUGCCGUACAGACAUGCAUUAAGCCUGGAGCACAACAGCAGUUCUACCUGUGAUCCAAACCAAGUGUAUAAUACGGUGUUUUGGAAAGGCUGCCUCCCUGGAUCUGAGGGGAACCUCUGCAAAGUGUGCAUGGGAGGCACAGGCGAGGCGACAACCAAACGCUGCACCGACAACCACAAUGAGCGUUACUAUGGAAACAUGGGUGCCUUAAGGUGUUUGGUUGGAGAUCCAAGUGGGAAAAGCUAUGGUGAUGUGGCCUUCCUCGAGCAGCACAACCUCCUAACCAAUAUCCUAGGUUUAAAUUCCAGCAGCUGGGCAGAGGGGUGGACACUGUCGGAUUUUGAGCUGCUGUGUGCUGACGGACAUCGAGCCGCUUUGUCAGAGUGGGAAAGUUGUAACUUGGGAGUCGUCCCGCCAAACAGCGUCAUGACAAGGCCUGUGCUGACCUCUAGGGUGUAUGACUUCCUGAUGAAGUCGCAGGAAACUUUGGCCAACACCCUAAGCACAGAGUUCAAGCUCUUUGAAUCUCAUCAAUAUGGGGAGAGUGAUCUGCUAUUUAAAGAUGCAACACAGUGUUUUGUUCACACGAGUCACAUGGAUUACCGCUCCAUCCUGGGAGAGGAGUUUUACAGUCACGUAGAGGCUGUCUUUAAAUGCACACAAUCCGAUAUAUUGGAGUUUUGUAACCAGGAUGUGUGCAGCAUUUUCUGAUGGAGGAAAUGAAUAAAAUGGCAGCGCGUUUUCCAUUUCACCUCACAGUUGUGAAAUGACUGCAGCCAAAAAGUCUAUCACUUCUUCUGUCAUAAUGGAAUAUUUACUAAGUCAAAGUUAUACAUCUUUGUGUUUUUGAAAAUGGAAAUUAAUAUUUAAUAAACAUUUAAAGCCUAAAAGCAAGCGUCUACAGCAAAACAAAC
Messenger RNA from Cyprinodon tularosa, 2571 nucleotides. RefSeq lists its product as uncharacterized. The coding region runs from base 176 to 2368 and encodes 730 amino acids. Gene Ontology annotation, cellular component: plasma membrane; recycling endosome; early endosome. The record is from RefSeq and is a predicted model, not a curated record. Lineage: Eukaryota; Metazoa; Chordata; Actinopteri; Cyprinodontiformes; Cyprinodontidae. Gene Ontology annotation, biological process: iron ion transport. The transcript is spliced from 17 exons.